AUGAUAAGUGGUAGCGUGGGCUUAGCCGAAGACAUAGAAGCCUGCAAGGGGGUGGCCAUCUUUAUAAAGCAGGAAGUGAGCACUGCACAUCCAAGUGUGAUCAUGGCAGAUAACUACAGGGACUAUAACCUGACAGAGGACCAGAAGGCCAUUAAAGCCAAGUACCCUCCUGUCAAUAAGAAGUAUGAGUAUCUGGAUCACACAGCUGACGUGCAGUUACAUGCCUGGGGAGAUACCUUGGAAGAGACUUUUGAACAGUGUGUGAUGGCCAUGUUUGGCUACAUGACGGAUACAGAAACUGUCGAACCCUUGGAUACUGUAGAAGUGGAGACAGAAGGACAUGACCUGUUCUCUCUUCUCUAUAACUUCUUGAAUGAGUGGCUGUAUAAAUUCAGUGCCGAGCAGUUCUUUGUACCCAGGGAGGUGAAAGUGCUUUCCAUUGACAGAAUGAAGUACAAAAUAAGAUCCAUUGGGUGGGGGGAAGAGUUCUCUUUACCCAAACAUCCUCAGGGUACUGAGGUCAAGGCAAUAACUUACUCAGCAAUGCAGAUCUACGAAGAAGAGACGCCAGAAGUAUUUGUCAUCAUUGAUAUCUAAAACAAGAAGAGGGCGUGAAAGGCGUGGAUACUUGUGAUCGCUGGCAGAGGUCCCCCACAUACUCUGUCAGCCGCCUGGAAAUAAUGGAACAAUUGGCUAAAAAUGUAUUGUAAUUACAUGAGGCCAAUCCGCUGCCCAUCAGCUGGGAGGAAGAAUCGCAGGGAAUAGCCAGCUAUGAUUUUACUCUGAGGAGGGUGAACCAGCCUGGGAACUGCACAUCAAGAAAGGAGAGCUAGGUGGUGAGAAGAAAAGGGUUUGUAGGGAAUCUCUCAGAGCACUGAUAUUUUAAAUUGAUUUUUUUUUUAAAGGAUAGCAUUGGUGCUGGGUUCCCUUUGGAUGUAGGUGGGGGAAAUCAAUAGAGGGCAACUUGAAUAUUAUUAUCCACAAAUAUUGUGCUAGCAGGAGGGGAAAGAAAGCUAGAUUGUAAUACAUCUGCUCACAUUUUGCCUUUUUAAAGAAACUGCCUUUCCUCUGUCUUGUGUAUUGCUUUGAUACUGGUUUUAAUUUGCUCAUUCUGCAGCAUCUGUUUCACUUGGGGUGUGUCUAGACUACAGGGUUUUUUUUUUUUCAAAAAAACUUCCCCUGCGUCUAGACUUCUGCCAUGUUCUUUUGAAAGUAAAUUGAAAGAACGCGGCAGUUUUUUCGACCGCAGAAAACCUCGUUUUACCUUUUUUGGAAAGUGCUUUUUCGAAAAAAGGCACAAUGUAAUGCAAACUGUGCUUUUUUUGAAAGAGAGCAUCCAGACUGCCUGGUUGCUCUUUCAAAAAAGCAGCUUGCUUUUUUGAAAAUACUGGUUGUAGUCUAGAUGCUCUUUUUGGAAAGUAUCCUUCGAAAAAGCCUUUUUCGAAAGAGGCUUGCCAUCUAGACAUAGCCUUGGUUUUUAAAGCAGUGCUUCUCAGACCCCUUUCAGACCACAAGCAGAUGGGUGCAACUCCCUCCCCUUCAAAAUUUUAAAAUGCUUUUUUGUUCUGUUGAACACUAAUAAAUACUGGCAGCAAAGCGUGCGUUGGGGAUGGAGCCUGACCGCUUGUGACUCCCCCGUGUAAUCCGGUCGCAGCCCCCGGAGAAGUCAUGUCUCCAAGUUAGAGAAACCCUCAGAGGCUUUAAAUCAGGGGAUGUCUACACAGCAAAUUAAACCCACAUCUGGGUCAUGCCAGCCAACUCAGCUGAGUCAGCUGCAGGGCUGUUGCCUAGCUGUGUAUGCUUUCAGCUAGAGCUGAGGUUCUGAGACACCCCUUCCCCUGCUCCCCACACCCUACCCUACCGCCUAGCAUCCUGACCUUUGGAAGUCUACACAGCAGUGAAACAGCCCCACAUCCAGAGUCCCCCAAGCCUGAAACUGAAUCUGCUGGCAUAGCCUAGCUGCAAGUGUCUAGUUGGUGUGUAGACGUACCCAGAGAGCUCUGCUGCUAGUCUGAUCUAAUGACUUCUAAUCUAGUAAAAUCCUUUUUGACAUGUCUGUGUUAUAGUGAAAAAAUACCACUAGGUGGUACCGGAUCUCCAUAGAAUACUGGUGGAAGUCCUACUACAAUGAAGCACAUGUCAAUGUGCACGCAGUACACUAGUAAGGUUGCCUCUAGUCCUUCCCACAAGUCGAGGCUGACUGCAGUCACCACUUCUGGUGUAGAAGGGAGUCUACCAGGAUCUACAUGUCCUGGCACAAUUAGAUCAAUGAUACUGAACCUGAGGCCAGGUCUACACUGGCAGAGAAAAUCAAUGCAAGAUACACAACUCCAUCUAGGUGAAUUGCAUAGCUGGAGUUGAUGUACCUUGCAUCAAUUUUUUUUUUCCUCCUCAUUCCCACGUGGCCUCACAGUGGGAGGUCAAUGAGAGACACUUUCUCACCGACUUCCCUUACUCCUCCCAACAGCAAGGAGUACCACUGUUGACAGGGCACCUUAAGCAUUCAAUUUAGCAAGUCUUUACUAGACCCACUAAACUGAACCCCGGAAAAUCAAUCGUCAGAGUCAGUCCUCUGGUAAAUGGAGACAUGGCUAGUGGCUCAAGAGCCACAAGUGUCUCUUCAAUGUAUUUUCAGUGGCUCUUUGCAACACAUUAAAACUGCGAUUUAAUGAUGAAUAACCUAGAUUAAUAAAUCAGGAUGCUUUUACUGUUUAUCAAUUAUAGUUGAUAAAAAUGAUAGUGGAUUGAUCAUUUACCUGUGAGAAUAACAUAAAUAUGAAUAUGUAAUACUAUAGUAAAUUAAACAAUGAAUUCACACUA
Molecule: messenger RNA, 2820 nt
Organism: Pelodiscus sinensis (Chinese soft-shelled turtle)
Lineage: Eukaryota; Metazoa; Chordata; Testudines; Trionychidae
Gene: TSLIG1
Product: tRNA splicing ligase complex subunit 1
Biological process (GO): tRNA splicing, via endonucleolytic cleavage and ligation
Cellular component (GO): tRNA-splicing ligase complex
Source: RefSeq, a predicted model, not a curated record